This is a messenger RNA of Symbiodinium natans, 3096 nucleotides long. NCBI's taxonomy places the organism in Eukaryota, Dinophyceae, Suessiales, Symbiodiniaceae. The record is from the annotation of a GenBank genome assembly.
AUGGUUCCGAAGGACAAGCGGUACGAGACUGGUGACGAGAUUUCGGGCUUGAAGAUCUGGCAGGUCGAGGCAGGAGACACCCCUGCGACUCGCAAGAUCAGGGUGACGCUGGGCGAGCUGCCCAGCUCCUUCGAGGCGGGCCAGAAGGUCAAGGGCACAGUGUCCAGCACGCAGAGCUACGGCGUUUUCUUUGACAUCGGUGGCAUGAAGGAUGCCUUGGCGCCUGCAAGAACCUUGAGCAAGCGACCGAUGGAGUAUGAAGCGGGUGAGGAAGUUGAGCUCGAGGUGAUCUCCAUCGAGGGCGACAAGAUCACUGUUGGCCUCGUGGGCAUGGAGGCAAAGGUCGCGGCGAAGGCUGCAUCCACUUCCAAGGCCAAUGUCCCCGAACCGAGACACCCUGACUCCUUUCAGACUUUCGCCGAGCUUCUUGGGCUGCUAUGCACCCCGCAACAGGCCCUCGCGCAGCUCACGGUCGGGCAGGCCAUCGAAGGCACCAUCGCCAACGUGAACGAGAAGUGUCCCAGCGUGGCACAGGAUAGCUUCGGGUACGGCAUCUUCAUCAACAUCGGCAUUGGCAUCGAUGCCCUUUGUACGUCUUCUCAGCUGGACAAACCAAUUGAGGAGUACGAGGUGGGCGACACGAUCAACGUCAAGGUGGCCAAUGUGGAUGUGGUCCAGGAGCGUGUAGAGGUCACCACCCGCCCACUCUCGCCCUGCGCUCAGUCCGAAGCAAAGCCGGGCCAGAAGGUGGAGGGUACCAUGAUCAGUGAAGCCAAGGCUGGCAUCUUCUUCGAUGCCGGCUACUCCAGGGACUUCCUUGCCCCAAUCUCCAUGCUCAGCAAGCCAAAAGAGGAGUACACGCGUGGUGAGGUUGCCGAUCUGACCGUUAUGAAUGUCGAGGGCGACCGUGUCGUCGUGUCGGACAAGCAGGAUGUGGGCCAGCCCAUUGCAAGUUUCGUUCGCGGUCAAGAAGUUACUGGCAAAGUCCUCAAAUACAACGAGGGUCUCGGUCUCUUCGUGGACGUGGGCGCUUCUCGGGACGCGCUCUGGCGAACCAAGGGCCCGGGGGCCACGGUGCUGCCCAAGGAUCCCAAGGAGUAUGCGGUGGGGGAGGAGGCUCAGCCCAGUACAUGUGACAACGGCGGUUUCGGUAUUUAUCUGCUGGCUUUGCUUGGAGAGAUCGGAGACUUCAUUUGCUUUGUGACUGGUUUGAUGAUCACCCGGCUGGACCCCUCCUCACAGACUUUGGAGGUGGCGAUGCCCGGAGCUGCACUGGUGCAGACGAGUCUGUCCAUGGAGACCAUGAAGGUUGGCGACGAGGUGUCGGGUACGGUGACCAGGACCAUUGCAUUCGGCGUUUUCGUUGACAUCGGUGCCGAGAGGGAUGCCUUGUACGUGGCAGCCCUGGCAAACGUCUCGCAGCUCGACAAGCCGCUGAGCGACUACCAGGUCGGCGACAAACUGGAAGGCGAGGGCGAUGCGGGGGAAGAUGGUGAGGUGGACGCCGAGCGCCAGCGCCUCGCUGUCUCCAUGCGACCGGUGGCCUCGCAGUACGAGGUCGGUCAGGAGGUGUCUGGCAAGGUCACAAAGAUUAUGGAGUUCGGCCUGUUCAUCGACAUUGGGGCGUCAGUGGAUGCUUUAGCGCCGACCGCACUUCUCGACAAAGAGACGAGCGAGCACCUGGCCCGCAGAGAGGUGCUUGACGAUCUGAAGGUGACCCGAGUGGACGAAUCUGGCAACAAGAUUGCGGUUGGCCAGAAGGCUGGCAGCGGCAGCUCAGAAGCCACCAGGAGCAUCGAGUCCCUCGAGGUCGGCACCAAGGUGUCUGGUGUCGUUCGCGGCAUUCGGGAGUACGGCAUCUUCGUGGAUAUCGGCCUGGGGAGAUCGGAUGCCCUCAUGCCAAAUUCUAUGUUGGGCGAUGUGACCUCCGCGGCCUUCAAGCCCAACCAGCAGAUCGAGGUCUACAUCGCGCAGGUUGAUGCCGCGCAGAACCGUGCGCUGUGGAACCCACAGAGGAGAUGCGUCAACGUCGUGGCAGGGGCGGCAGUGGAGCCGCGGCUUCGAGCAUCGACAGCAUCGGCCCAAGAGUGCUUGUGCGGAGAGUGCUCUUUCAGCUGGGAUCGUCUGGUGUCCUUAGGCUACAUCCCACAGGGAUUCAUGAUCCCGGACCCCAAGCGGCAUGUGGAGAUCAUCGGACGCGAAGAGCUGAUUGAUCCGGAGAGCUGGGAGCCGAUUCCCUGGUACGAGUGGGCUGAGAAGUUCCCUGGAUUCAUCCGGUUUCAAGAGAAGGAUCAGAUUGUCACCAUUUCCGUUCGUGCACACGGCUUCUACGGCGAGAAGGAGCUGCGUUCAGCCACCCCGGUCAGCGGCCCGAGGGGAAGCGCAGCACCAACGAGGCACUUUUUGUGGGUGGAGUCGGGACAUGGCACGAGUGGAAUGGGAUUUGCGAUCAGGCUCUUGCCAGCUUUCUGGCAGCCUGCCAUCGCCCAGGUCCACAUCCCUGUGCCUGCUCACCUGCAGAAAGCCGAUGCCAAGCAACCCACAAAGGAGGACUUGCUCAUGAAGUUGGAGGAGCGACGUGGGCAUUGUGAGAUGCCAGCUUUCGACUUCGCAGCAAUUCAGCGACAAGCAAAGCAGGUUUCGGUCCGAUGUUUCAAUGCUUUGCCCGCCAGCGGAGACCAGCCGAUGCCAAACUACGACAAUGGCAUCAAGCCCGAGAUUCACAUCAAGUACCGCCAGCCGCCUCUCAACGACCCCAACUGGCGUGUCUUGGCUGAAGUUGGCCGAAGCUCCUGCAUGCAAAGCCUCCUCAUGCAGCGCCAUCGGAAGCUACCGAAAGUAUGCGCAUGGUCGGCGCGUGUAUGGGCAAGAUUGUCUGGCGGCAACACACCUCAGAAGCAGAGAUCUACACCCCCAGACGGUUUCAGAAGAAGAAGAAGAAGAAGAAGAAGAAGAAGAAGAAGAAGAAGAAGAAGAAGAAGAAGAAGAAGAAGAAGAAGAAGAAGAAGAAGAAGAAGAAGAAGAAGAAGAAAUCUGAGAGCAAGUAGGGAUGGAGAGGAGGGAUGCCCCCAGGCUGUCCCCAAGAUGCCCCAGUAG